Molecule: messenger RNA, 1008 nt
Organism: Rhagoletis zephyria (snowberry fruit fly)
Lineage: Eukaryota; Metazoa; Arthropoda; Insecta; Diptera; Tephritidae
Source: RefSeq, a predicted model, not a curated record
AUGGAAGCAGAUCAACCGAAGCACUGCGCCUUCAUGGGCGCCUCGGUGAUGGAUCUUAUCUCAUACGUCGAUCGUUUUCCCGUUCCCGGCGAAACACUGUCAGGGAAUGAAUUUCGCAAGGGCACCGGUGGCAAGGCCGCCAAUGCCUGCGUCAUGGCAGCUCGACUCGGCCUGAGCACGCGUAUCAUGGCCAAGAUCGGUCACGACACCUUUGGCGAGGAGAUGAUGAAGAACUUCCAGCAGCAGAACAUCGGUCACGACACCUUUGGCGAGGAGAUGAUGAAGAACUUCCAGCAGCAGAACGUCUGCACAGACUACCUCUUUAUCACCAAGGACGCCUUUACCAGUACCGCCUCCAUUACCGUCACUCGAAAAGGAGAGAACAACAUCGUCUACGUGCCCGGAGCGACGAAUCUACUGACACCGGAAGAGAUCACCGCCGCCGCAGAGAAGGGCCUCUUCAAGGACUGUCGCCUCUUUGUGAGCACCUUUGAGUGCACACCGCCCUCGCUGCACACUGCCCUCCAGUUAGCUCGCAAACACGGCGUGCCCACUCUAGUGAACGGCGCUCCGCCCUUUCCGAAGCCAAUGGAGAACAGUCACAUCUACCCGCUGUGCGACAUUCUGUGCGUCAACGAGACGGAGGCACACUUGAUGACGAAGCUGCGCGUGGACAGCAUCGACGACUGCCGCAUCGCCUGCAAGAUGAUCCUCGACAAGGGCUGCCGCUCGGUCAUUCUCACCAUGGGCGCCAACGGGGCCAUGUUUGUGAAUCGCAACCAGGCGCUGCACAUUCCCGUGCCGCAGAAGAUCGAGCCGGUGGACACGACGGGCGCCGGCGACUCCUUCAUGGGCGCACUGGCCUUCUUCAUCGUCCACUACAACCACCUGCCGAUUGAGGAGCAGAUCAAGCGGUGCAACCUCAUCGCCUCCUACACUGUCCUCCGACCGGGAACGCAGGAAUCCUAUCCUUACAAGAGCGAGCUGCCCAGUGAAAUUUUCAUGUGA